Messenger RNA from Camponotus floridanus (Florida carpenter ant), 2111 nucleotides. RefSeq names its product octopamine receptor beta-3R. Gene Ontology annotation, molecular function: octopamine receptor activity. Bases 483 to 1754 code for a protein of 423 amino acids. NCBI's taxonomy places the organism in Eukaryota, Metazoa, Arthropoda, Insecta, Hymenoptera, Formicidae. Gene Ontology annotation, biological process: adenylate cyclase-activating adrenergic receptor signaling pathway. The transcript has 4 exons. Gene Ontology annotation, cellular component: membrane. The record is from RefSeq and is a predicted model, not a curated record.
UUAUUUUUAUCAUCACAAGAUGACAUCGCAAUUAUAUAUCUGUGGUUAAACAUAAAUAAAUCAAAACUUACCUCAGCGAAAAAAUUAAUGAAACUGAUUAUAAACGAAGACAAGAAACGUUUUUGUAAAAAAUUUUGAAAUAUAUUAAUCAAAUAUCCGUUAACGUUCAAAAUGCAACAAAAUAUCAAUCAAUAAAUCCUGAUUAACUCGGAAUUCAAGCAAUGUUGAAGAAGCCUGAAAAGUUUUUCAAUAUAUAACAAAUAUCAAUCAUUAUAAUAUUUCAUCUAAUUAUUUUUUUUCAUCACAAUGACGAAUUCUAAGGAGGGAAAGUCAAGCAAUUCGCGAUGAUCACUAAAAAAUAAUUCACCGGACGAUCCUCCUUUCUAUCGUCACGGACUUUCAAUCACCAUGAAGUUCAAAAUGUACGAGAAAAAGAAUUGUUCUUCGCGAUAUAAACGGUGAAUCACAUUAACAUUUUCACCAUGCUGAACGUAAUGGCGGCUAUGUCGACGAAAUUACCUCAAAUAGAAUCUACGUCUUCGUCGAUCCUUGUCAACAAUUCCAUCGUCGCCAUUAGUUCAACGACAACCACAUCGGUCGCGAACGUGACGACAGAAAAUCCGACGGUGGAGAACCUUCCCGAGAAUGUGAACGUGCCGUUGAUGGUGAUCAAAGGUGUCAUCAUGGGCGCCAUCAUCAUCACUGCGGUUCUCGGCAAUAUGCUGGUGAUCGCCAGCGUUCGGAGACAUCGCAGACUCCGUGUGGUCACCAAUUGUUAUGUCGUCAGUCUGGCGGCGGCCGACCUGCUGGUAGCGAUGUGCGCCAUGACCUUCAAUGCCUCGGUGGAACUCUCGGGUGGCAAAUGGCUGUUCGGGGCAGUUAUGUGCGAUUUAUGGAACUCGCUGGACGUGUACUUUAGCACCGCUAGCAUCCUUCAUCUCUGUUGCAUCAGCGUGGACAGAUAUUAUGCAAUAGUGAGUCCGCUCGAGUACACAGUGAUCAUGAAACAGAGUACUGUCGGGUGCAUGUUGGGUAGUGCUUGGGUCUUACCGGCACUGAUAAGCUUUAUUCCGAUCUUCAUGGGAUGGUACACGACCAAGGAACAUCUGGAUUACAUGGUGAAACACCCGGGGAGCUGCGAGUUUCGAGUGAAUUUACCAUAUGCGGUGAUCAGUUCCUGCGUGUCUUUUUGGAUCCCGGGUCUAGUAAUGAUCAUCAUGUACUGGAAGAUUUACAAGGAGGCGAUCCGACAACGGAAAGCUCUCAGUCGAACGUCCAGCAACAUCGUGCUCAACAGCGUGCACCAUCAUCGCUCGUCCACCCGGCAUCAUCACCAUCAGCAGAUGUUGCUGCAAGCCGCCGCCGAUACCGGUGAGCUAGCCCUUCACACGGCACACUUCACGGUGCCCACGGAGCUCCACGCCGUUAACGGUACUUCGAUACGACAGCAAACAAGAAGUUGGCGGGCCGAACACAAAGCUGCAAGAACACUCGGUAUAAUUAUGGGGGCGUUUCUUCUCUGUUGGCUGCCGUUCUUUAUCUGGUAUCUGACGACAUCGUUGUGUGGCGAGGCCUGCUACUGUCCGAACACGGUAGUAUCGGUGCUUUUCUGGAUAGGUUACUUCAACAGCGCCCUAAAUCCGCUCAUCUACGCGUACUUCAACCGCGACUUUCGCGACGCCUUCAAGGACACGUUGAAGAGUGCCCUGCCCUGUUGCGCCAAUUGUUGUCAGACACCAUCGCAAUUUGUGUAGCGCGACAAAAUUUGCAGAAAUUCAUUUCUGAAAGGCGAGUUUAUCAAUCCUCACAACCUACCUAUCUCUCUUAUUUUCUUUUUUCAACGAAUUUCCAGUCAAAGCGAAAUUGAACUACUUCGUUCCAGCGAUUUUUGAACAAUCGACAUCGUUCGCAAUUAACUCUUAUUGCCCGGAUCUAUUGACUUCACACACCAUUGGCUUUUCCGUUGUUCGUAACUUUGUGCAAGGCGCACAUGUUACAUUGAUUGUUAAUCGUCACGCGAUGCACGCCUUGUAGCGAGUGUACUCUCUUUACGUUGUAACAAUGUAUUCCCGUUUUAAGUUUUAGCUAUUCAUAAAUGUUUUCGCUACUUA